AUGCCACAACGCAACCAGGAUGAUGGAGAAGAUUUCAAAGCCAAAAUCAAUGCUAUUGAGUCUGAUGAGUCUGAUGACAGUGACAGAUCAGACGAACAAUCUGGGAGUGACCUUGACCAGGUGAGGACGGUCUUAGCUGUCCCCAGUGCAGAUGCCCAGAUGCACGAGGUUCGAAAGGCUCUUGCAAUGGCCCAACAAGCCUACAAUGCAACACAAUCUGAGUUAUGUGUCCUCAAGAGGCAAUAUCUCACGCUAAAUACACGCUGUUCUGUCAAUUUUGGUGCUACACGUUGGACCUCUCCUGACGCAAAACUCAAAGGCGCCAUGGCCGAACUUUAUCUCUUCAUACCCAAAGAUCUACACCACUCAAUGGAAACAUAUACUCGCUUUGGAUCCUUGUUCCGUGCUGCAGUCAGUUCCGAGAGGUCGAAUAUCCUGCACAGCAUCAAGGACUGCGCAAGCGUUAUUUUUUCUCCCUUCAAGCUCAAUCCCAGUCUCUUUGCCGACCAGCCUUCAAAAAAGCAAGACAAUAAAGAUCUCCUUGUCCUGUUAAAGAGGAAUGGGGAGGGCGACUACAUUCGGCUGGCGCCUGUGUUAUUUGAAAAACCCAAUGCGAUGGCAGCUGACGACUUUCUCAAAUCUCUGGUCCUCGUCAAAAUUGUGCGCGUUGAAGUCUUUGGGAAGGUGAUACUCGGUGGGAAGACACGGGGCCAUCCAAAGGGCAGGGGUCUGCAUAUGGGUGCGCAGAGUGUCUCAGAGGGUAUGAUUGCGGGUGCGGCUAUAUUGGCAAGUUUCUCUUACGCACGUUUCUUGUUGACACAUGAUGCCGAGCUCACUGCAAUGGGAGCAGAGACGAAAAUCAAUUACCAGAAGGACUACGACUUCUACUUAGAAUACCUAUUCAAAAGCACCCCAUGGGCAAUCAGCUGCACCUACAUCUACUGCACCUUCCGCCUCUGCGCUUGCACUUGGGAGGAUGAUUUCUUGCAGGAACUGGAUAACAUGGACCCCGUCACCCACACUCCUUCACCAGCUCAUUCGAUUGCACGUACACCUUCCCCAGUUCUUUCUACCCUUUCCGCUCUCUCUGCAGCUCCCCCAUCUUCUGCCGUCAUCAUCCAGGAUGACCAUUCUGUCUCAACUGCCUUGAACUAUACCUCAACCCAGAUGUCCGUAAGUCAAACACGCAUCACUUCUGCUUCUACUACGCAGCUGCAAGCAAACAUGGGUCAAUUGUCACUUGCUGACAUGGCGGACAAUGUAACUGGUCCGCCUGCACCAACAGGUCAUAAUUUAAAAGCACCUACCCGUCGGAGUCGUGUUUCAGCGCAGCCUGCCACCGAGACCAUGGCAACCUCAGAAGCACCUGCAGCGGCUCCAAAGGUCAAGCGUGUUAGUACCCGGAGCAAGUCUAAGGUGGCAAAGUACAAGUGA
Suillus paluster is the source of this 1434-nucleotide messenger RNA. RefSeq lists its product as uncharacterized. NCBI's taxonomy places the organism in Eukaryota, Fungi, Basidiomycota, Agaricomycetes, Boletales, Suillaceae. The record is from RefSeq and is a predicted model, not a curated record. The coding region runs from base 1 to 1434 and encodes 477 amino acids. The transcript has 7 exons.